Akanthomyces muscarius is the source of this 762-nucleotide messenger RNA. RefSeq lists its product as uncharacterized. The record is from RefSeq and is a predicted model, not a curated record. The transcript has 2 exons. The coding region runs from base 1 to 762 and encodes 253 amino acids. Lineage: Eukaryota; Fungi; Ascomycota; Sordariomycetes; Hypocreales; Cordycipitaceae.
AUGCCAGAAGAGAAGCUACCCGCGCACACCACCGCGGCCGAGACCAUGCUGUCGUUUGCCCCCGCGCCCAUCUUCACGGCCAACUGGGACCACCACCGCCCGGCCGUCUCCUCGCCGCUCUCGUCCUCGCCGCUCCGCGCCCCCGGCGCAGAAGAUGACGCUUCUUAUCUCCGCCAGACGCAAUCCUCGCCUAUCCAAGCCCCCAAGUUCAAGUACGCCGCGCGCGCGGCGGCGGCGCGCGCCAACCCGGUGCUGCGCCGCCGCGAGGACGCACAGCAGCAGCGCCGCGCCACGUUCCUGCGCAGCGUGCGUGAUAAAGCCGAGGAUAAGGCCUGGCAAAGGCGGGAUAUCGAGGGACAGUUUCUUAAAACGAACUGGAUCGCAGAUAUGGAUCGCCUGUCGCGCGAUGCGCCGGAACUCUCCGAGGCGGAUAUAGAAGACGCCUCGAGCUUCCAGCCGAUGGCGCCGCUAGCCGAUAGAGGUGACGAGGACAUGAAUGACCACGACGGCAACGACGACAUGGUGGAUGAGUAUGCCGAGGAUGCCGAGCUCGAGGCCAUGUUCGCCUCGUAUCAGCAGCAGCAACAGCAGCAACAGCAGCAGCAGCCGCCGCGCUCACCGGCGACGCGCCCGAUAUCGCCGUCCCUGUCCGACGACGAGUACGACGACAUUUUUGAGGAGCUGCUCUCGGCAAAGGAUAUCGAUCGGGCCAUGCAGACGCAACAAUUUGCAGACACGGCAGAUCAGAUGGACAUGGAAUAA